Dimorphilus gyrociliatus is the source of this 896-nucleotide messenger RNA. The record is from the annotation of a GenBank genome assembly. NCBI's taxonomy places the organism in Eukaryota, Metazoa, Annelida, Polychaeta, Dinophilidae.
AUUGUUUUUCGGCGCGUUUUUUCACAAUUUCCUAACGGACAAUCAAUAUAAAUAUGGCAAGUUACUUUAGCUCACAAAAUUUAAGUUUUAAUUAAUAGAAAAACAAACAGUCUCUUCUUUAAUAGAUAUCUUUCUGCUAGUUUGUAAAAACUAAAAGUCUACUUUAUGCCUAAAAAAUCUAUAAUGUGCCAAUUUUCACGAGGUAUCUUUUUUCGUAUAUAGUCAAAGAAACGAGGAUUGAGUGCUGAAGAGAAGAGGAUACGAAUGUUGGAAGUAUUUCACGAGAAAGUAUGAAAUUAAGUAAAUAAUACCAAGGUGAAGGUAAUAGCAUUCUAUGAAUAUUCCAGAAAAGCUUCUUUCAAUUAAAAGAGCUAGAAAAAAUCUGUUCAAAGGAGAAGGGAAUUUCGAGUAUGACCGUGAAAGAUGUUUUGCAAUCUUUAUGCGAUGAUGCUAAAGUCGAUACAGAAAAAAUCGGCACCAGUCUAUAUUAUUGGUCCUUUCCCAGCAAAGAAUUUAUUCAACUAAAAUCAUCCUCGGAGAAUCUGGAAAAGUCUGCAAAUGAGAAACAAAAGCGCAUUUCGUCAAAAGAUAAAGAAGUUUCUCAGCUGUCGGUUGGAAAGGAAGAUACGGAAGAGCGAGCCACUUACAUAGAGGAAAUAAAGAGGCUGGAAGAAAGGUUAGAAAAAUCUCGUCAACAACUUAAAGCUGUGUCUGCUUGUGACCCGGAGUUUCUAGAACAAUUAACAACUGAGAAGACUGUGUGUAAGGAAGCCGCGAAUCGAUGGACAGAGAAUUUGUUUACAAUAAAAUCCUACAUAACGAAUCGUUUUAACAUUGAAGAAGGAACUAUCAAUAAACAAUUUGGUAUACCUUCUGAUCUAGAUUACGUUGAAUAA